Messenger RNA from Aspergillus mulundensis, 1452 nucleotides. Its product is annotated as putative MAPKK. The coding region runs from base 1 to 1452 and encodes 483 amino acids. Gene Ontology annotation, biological process: protein phosphorylation. The record is from RefSeq and is a predicted model, not a curated record. Gene Ontology annotation, molecular function: ATP binding; protein kinase activity. Lineage: Eukaryota; Fungi; Ascomycota; Eurotiomycetes; Eurotiales; Aspergillaceae. The transcript is spliced from 4 exons.
AUGUCAUCCUCGCCAGUUCCCCUCCUCAAGGCUCCGGUCCCGGGCAAUCGCGGGAACUCAAAUAGCCCCCGGCCUCCCAAGCUUACACUGGGCAUCCCGCCCUCUGCUACGAGUCGUCCUGUCGCCGGUAAUGGCGUUCCUAUCGCCUCAGAUGCGCCCCAGCCUCAGCGUCCCUCUGGCCGUCCUGCUCCUCCCCAGCUACGCCUCGCAACCCCUAUGGGCAGCACCCAAGAUGUUCCACCUCAGAGAAGUGUUCGACCUAUGCCGCCACCGUUAGCGACGACGGGACUGAACGAUUCCAGUGGCCAUUCGCGGUCAAGCAGCUAUACCCACUUGGAUGGGAAAGGCAGUGGCCCUGCAUCCGCUUCAUCAUCUAAUUAUUCCAACCUAUCAUUUGCUAUGGGAGGUCUUCGACAACCACACGGUGGAACGCCAGACCCUUCAUCGGCGAUCAGCUCUGUAUAUUCCGAUCGUGAGAGUGGCGUGCAGAUGGAACGGGAGAACAGCGUCAACAGCCUGAUCCCUGAUUUGGACAAGCUAAGCCUGGAAAAGGGUCGAGCUCUAGAUGUUGAGGACUUGGAUGAUCAAGGCUGGUUGGCUGCUAGUGAGCAGAAGAAAAUCGUCGAGUUAGGCAGUUUGGGUGAAGGAGCAGGAGGAGCAGUCACACGAUGCAAAUUGAAGGAGGGGAAAACCGUGUUUGCCUUGAAGAUCAUUACGACAGAUCCGAAUCCCGAUGUGAAGAAGCAGAUUAUCCGAGAGCUCAACUUCAACAAAGAUUGCGCCUCAGAGCACAUUUGCCGAUACUACGGUGCGUUUAUGGAUAAAUCAACUGGAACUAUUUCCAUCGCGAUGGAGUUCUGUGAAGGUGGCAGUCUGGACAGCAUCUACAAGGAAGUCAAGAAACUCGGGGGACGAACGGGCGAGAAGGUGCUUGGCAAGGUAGCGGAAGGAGUCCUGAACGGAUUGACAUAUCUCCAUGGCAGAAAGAUUAUCCAUCGAGAUAUUAAGCCAUCCAAUAUCCUUCUUUGCCGAAACGGCCAGGUGAAACUCUGCGACUUUGGCGUCAGUGGAGAGUUCGGUACUAAAGGGGACGCGAAUACGUUUAUCGGCACUUCAUAUUACAUGGCCCCAGAGAGAAUUACUGGGCAAUCAUACACCAUCACAUCAGAUGUCUGGUCUCUUGGUGUCACGUUAUUGGAAGUUGCGCAACAUCGCUUUCCGUUCCCUGCUGAUGGAACCGAGAUGCAGCCUCGUGCUGGGUUGAUUGAUCUGUUGACAUAUAUCGUGCGACAGCCGAUUCCCAAGCUAAAAGACGAACCCCAGAACGGAAUAAAAUGGUCCAACAACUUCAAGUACUUUAUUGAAUGCUGGUACCCUCGAGAAAGAACCCCCACGAAGAGCAACACCAUGGCGGAUGCUGGAACAUCCGUGGGUACUGGACAUGAAGAAUAA